AUGACGAUAGCUUCCCCGCUCGGGCCCCCAAUUCUCCCGGGGUUUCAUCCCGUAGCUGUGUCAGUUUUAAAAGGGCCCUCAUGGCCUCUAUGGCCGUACCUUCGUCGGCGAAUUCUUUGGUCAGUAGUCUUUUUAUUUCUUCCCAAGCCAAGCGGGGUUGGUUCUCCACGAGCCCCCUUACGAACUCAGACGCUUUUCCCUUUGUGGCAUCGUAUGCCAGACGAUUCUGUUCCUUCUUUUCCUUUGGUCCCGGGUCGUUCUGAUUUCUGCUUGAACUUUCAGCAACGGCGGUCGAUCGUGGUCUUCUCAGGGUUGAAAUCCCUCGGUCACCACGGCACCAUACGUGACGUGGUUGUCUCAGGGUUGAUCCGUUGGUCACGGCACCACUUAAUCAUGUAUGUAUGUCGGAGUGUGGUUCAGUUCGACACUGGGGCUAAUUUCUAUCGAUCAUUCGCAGUUGAUUCUUCUCUCCGACUUGAGUUGUAUUUCUUCUUCUUCUUCUACUUGGGCUGGAAGUUCUUCUUGUCUGAGGGUUCUUUUCUCGCUGCCGCUUUCAGGCAAUCUUCUUCUUCGUCUACUUGGGCUUUCUUGUCUGAGGGUUCUUUUCUCGCUGCCGGCCCGGGGAUGAACUUUAACUUCUCAUCGACUUUCGGCUUGUCUGCAGCUCCAAUUCUUCUCAGGCUUUCAGGCAAUCUUCUUCUUCGUCUACUUGGGCUGGAAGUUCUUCUGCUUCGACUUGGGCUGGAAGGAUUUCUUGUCUGA
This is a messenger RNA of Acanthosepion pharaonis, 762 nucleotides long. Lineage: Eukaryota; Metazoa; Mollusca; Cephalopoda; Sepiida; Sepiidae. The record is from the annotation of a GenBank genome assembly.